Messenger RNA from Physella acuta, 1677 nucleotides. RefSeq names its product myosin regulatory light chain LC-2, mantle muscle. Gene Ontology annotation, molecular function: calcium ion binding. NCBI's taxonomy places the organism in Eukaryota, Metazoa, Mollusca, Gastropoda, Physidae. The record is from RefSeq and is a predicted model, not a curated record.
GACGUCACGGACGAAGGUGAGUACCUUUGAUAAACCCUAAGCAAAGUUUCCACUUUGGCAGCACUCCUCAGCUAGGCCCGGUCAGGACAGAUUGCCUCAGUUUUGAGUUAGGGUUCCAUCUUGUUCAUUUCUCAAAACAUUCAAAAUGGCAGAAGAGGCCAUUAAGUCCAAAAAGGAUGAGCCGAAGAGAGCUCAGCGUGCACCAUCCAAUGUUUUCGCCAUGUUCCGACAGACACAGGUUCAGGAGUUCAAAGAGGCCUUCACAAUGAUUGACCAAAACCGUGAUGGUAUCAUCGACAUUGAGGACUUGAAGGAUAUGUACUCUAACCUCGGUCGCAUCCCCCCAGAUUCUGAGUUGAACGAGAUGCUUAAAGAUGCCCCCGGCCCCCUCAACUUCACCAUGUUCCUCAAUCUUUUUGGAGAAAAGCUCAGCGGUACUGACCCAGAAGAUACAAUCAGGCAAGCCUUCUCUAUGUUUGAUACUGAGGGCAAAGGGUUCAUUCCUGAAGAAUACUUGAAAGAUUUGCUCUCUAACAUGGGUGACAACUUUACAGCUGAUGAGAUCAAAGGAACAUGGAAGGAAGCCCCCUUAGAAAAGGGCAAAUUCGACUACAACACAUUUGUGGGAAUCCUUAAGGGUAAAGAGGAUGAUGGUGCACAAUAAAUCAGCUUUCUGUACCUAGCCAAGUGAUCCACUCUCUUCUCAUGUCCUUACAAUCAUUCAGGAUUGAUCAAAUCGAUGCCCCUAAAGGAAAACUGUUACUGUUAUUUCUGGAAAUAGUUUUCAAUAAAUUUUAUUUCAAUUUUGUGUUUCUUUACUGUAGAGAUCUGAAUCUCAAACACAGGUAGCUCUAUUUGGAUCAUGGCUACCUAAAUUAAUUUAACUUGAAUAUAAAAAGAUGUUCGUUUCUCCCCAUUUUGUUUUGAACUGUCCCAGGCCAAAGAGUGUCACCAUUCCAUAUUCACUGAGCUGACUUUGCGAGCACCUUGCUUGGUUGCCAUGGCAGCUCUGUUGGUAUCCCAGCCUGCAACACUCUCGUGUAGCUUGCAGGAGUCGUCCACCAUUUUGGACUGCCAUGAAACUAGGUCAAACAUUGAUGAAGGCUGCUGAUGAUGCUAGUUAGUAGAUGGAACUAGUAGCAUGAAGGGACCAUAACAACUUCUUAACAUCAGUAUAAUAAUUACCAUCUUGACAUGCAUAUUCACUGCGGGCUUAAAAAAACCAGACUACUAAAUGCUACUAUGUUUCUCUACAAAACUGACCUCUGACCUUUGCAGAGAGCUAAAUUUCUGUUGGCCUGGGACAAUUCUUAAAAAUGAAAUUUCUAAAUUAAAAAUUUAGUUGCAUUUAUUUCUUCUGCUUUCCUGACUAUAAAUGAUCUUUUCACAUUGUAGAUUUUGUUUUUAUAUAUUUUGUGUCUAUAUGAGUGAGUGGUGAGUGAUUUAGGUGCCAGUAGAAACUACCCUAGGGGUGUCGAUUCUUUCAUAAAUUAUUUAACCUUUUUUGAUAAUUCAAAUAUUUUUUUAUGAUGUCAAAUUCAUCUGUAAGAUUGAAUUUGUCAUGAAUAAAACGUUCAUCUUUAUGCCGUGUAAAAAAAAAAGAAAAUGUGUAUAAAAUAUUUGUACAAGUCUGACCUGUCCAAGUUCUCAUUGAUUAAAAACAUGUAUACAUGUAAA